Messenger RNA from Phycodurus eques (leafy seadragon), 1081 nucleotides. It is a transcript of the gene gosr2, whose product is annotated as golgi SNAP receptor complex member 2. Gene Ontology annotation, biological process: intra-Golgi vesicle-mediated transport; vesicle fusion. Gene Ontology annotation, cellular component: late endosome membrane; endoplasmic reticulum membrane; Golgi apparatus. The record is from RefSeq and is a predicted model, not a curated record. The transcript is spliced from 6 exons. The coding region runs from base 143 to 781 and encodes 212 amino acids. Gene Ontology annotation, molecular function: SNARE binding; SNAP receptor activity. Lineage: Eukaryota; Metazoa; Chordata; Actinopteri; Syngnathiformes; Syngnathidae.
CUGAUGACGUGUGCCUUCACCACUACCUCGAGCUAGCUAACUUAGCUCCCCGUAGUUGCACGCCGAGGGGCGAUUAACCCAUACAAAUAAAUACAUAUUAAACAAAAAAGUAAGCGAGUAGUUCAGCAAGAGGUUGACAAAGAUGGAGACGCUUUACCACCAGACAAAUAAGCAAAUCCAGCAGGUGCAGUCGCUCAUGGGCAACCUGGAGAUAACAGAUCGCCAAUCAGUUCACUUGUUAGAGAAUGAACUUCAGGCUCGAAUUGAGCAGAUCUUCAACCACUUGGAGCGUCUGGAGAUACUGGCCAGCAAGGAGCCGCCCAACCGCCGCCAGAAUGCCAAACUGCGCGUGGACCAGCUCAAGUACGACGUCCAGCAUCUGCGCACCGCCCUGCAGAACUUCCAGCACCGACGCUACACCCACGAGGCCCAGGAGCGAGAGCGGGAGGAGCUCAUGAGGCGGACCUUCACCACUAAUGACGCCGACACGUCCAUCCCAAUUGACGAGACGCUGCAGCUCAACUCCAACCUUCACAACGCGCAUCGAGGCAUGGACGACCUGCUGGGCAGCAGUAGUAGCAUCCUCAACGGGCUCAGAGAUCAAAGAUCGUCGCUCAAGGGGACCCACAAAAAGAUGCUGGACGUGGCAAACAUGCUGGGCCUGUCCAACACGGUGAUGCGACUCAUCGAAAGGCGAGCCACCCAGGACAAGUGGAUCAUGAUCGGAGGGAUGCUGCUCACGUGUAUCUUCAUGUUCCUGGUGGUACGAUAUCUGGGCUGAACCCAGAUGGAGCCACAGACGGUUUUUUGUUGUUUUGUUUUUUUUACACAUCAGAUGUAUUUUUCUCGUGCCAUUGCGGUUGUCAGUUGUUGCACCUUCAUCAUGCUCGACCCGCUCCUUUGAAAUACAAGCUGAUCUGAAAUGUCUUCUUUUUUUUUUUUUUUUUCAAUAACAAGCUACAUGAUUGGUUAGAGGAUUAAAAUGUGAUGUAGUUUCAUUAAGGAGAGGUAAAAGAAAAUUGUAAUUGUACGGUACAUUGUCAUGAGUUACAGUUGACGCUAGUCUCACUAUGUGAGUGUU